This is a messenger RNA of Vigna umbellata (rice bean), 2742 nucleotides long. RefSeq lists its product as uncharacterized. The record is from RefSeq and is a predicted model, not a curated record. Gene Ontology annotation, molecular function: identical protein binding; CTP synthase activity. NCBI's taxonomy places the organism in Eukaryota, Viridiplantae, Streptophyta, Magnoliopsida, Fabales, Fabaceae. Gene Ontology annotation, biological process: CTP biosynthetic process; pyrimidine nucleobase biosynthetic process.
AAAGUUGGAAGGUGAAGCCAUCUUCCACGUUCACCCGCCGCCUGUAACAAGAACAGCAAGAACAGGAGACAUAGAGAGAGAAAGAGAGAGGGAGAGAGAAGAGGGUACAUUUUGAUGCUUGUUAACCGUAGAGGCAACCCAAAAAGCAUCUUCUUCAUCUUGAUCAAAGUCCUAACCUUAUACCCUUUGUUUUUCCUCCCAUUUUGUGUCAUACACACAUAAUUAGACACAUAACUAUCCUAACUACACAACCCCUCCAACUAUUGUCCCAUUUGUGGGUUGAUUGAGCCGUUUUUAGAGGCAGCAAGAGGGUGUUUCCCUCUCUUUGUUGGGGGGCUAUAAAGAGAAAGGCUUUGGGGCCAAAAGGGGGUUGGUUCCCAGAAAAGCAGUGAAAGGAAGAACCUUGUAAACCCCGUCAUUGUGAACAAGGGGUUUGUUCUGGCUUUGUGCAUUGGACAAGCAGCAGAGUACUAGUUUCACUGACCAACUUAAAGGGUGGUAAAAAUGAAGUAUGUGUUGGUGACUGGUGGUGUUGUGAGUGGACUUGGGAAAGGAGUCACUGCCAGCAGUAUUGGCCUGAUCCUCAAGGCCUGUGGUCUUAGAGUUACCUCUAUCAAGAUUGACCCCUACUUGAACACUGAUGCGGGAACAAUGUCUCCUUUCGAGCAUGGGGAGGUUUUCGUCUUAGAUGAUGGUGGUGAGGUUGACCUUGAUCUUGGGAACUAUGAACGAUUUUUGGACAUUAAAUUAACUCGCGACAAUAACAUAACUACUGGAAAAAUUUAUCAGUCUGUUAUUGAGAAGGAGAGAAGAGGAGAUUAUCUUGGAAAGACCGUACAGGUAGUUCCACACAUAACAGAUGCUAUCCAAGAAUGGAUAGAACGUGUGGCAAAGAUACCAGUUGACGGGAAAGAAGGGCCAGCUGAUGUUUGUGUCAUUGAAUUGGGUGGAACUAUAGGGGAUAUUGAGUCAAUGCCUUUUAUUGAAGCACUUGGCCAGUUUUCAUACCGUGUAGGCCCUGGCAACUUCUGCUUGGUUCAUGUCAGCUUGGUUCCUAUCCUUCAUGUUGUUGGUGAACCGAAAACAAAGCCAACUCAGCACAGUGUUCGUCAACUUAGAGGAUUAGGUUUGACCCCUAAUCUUCUUGCGUGUCGCAGUUCGAAGGAACUUGAUGAUAAUGUCAAGGCAAAACUUGCUCAAUUUUGUCAUGUGCCGCUGUCAAACAUCCUUACUCUCCAUGAUGUUCCAAACAUUUGGCAUAUUCCUCUGCUAUUGAAAGACCAGAAGGCACAUGAGGCGAUCCUGAAAGCAUUAAACUUGCUAGGUGUUGCAGCAGAGCCUAAUUUGAAGGAGUGGACUGCAAGGACAAAAAUUUAUGACAGAUGUGAUGAAACUGUUAGAAUUGCAAUGGUGGGAAAAUACACUGGCCUUUCAGAUGCAUAUCUUUCUGUUCUGAAGGCACUUUUACAUGCUUCUGUUGCUCGCAACCGAAAACUCAACGUAGACUGGGUUCCGGCCGGGGAUCUUGAAGAAGCUACUUAUAAAGAGGAUCCUGAGGCAUAUAAAGCUGCAUGGAAUCUUUUGAAGGGCGCUGAUGGUGUUCUAGUUCCAGGAGGUUUCGGUGAUAGAGGAGUGCAAGGGAAAAUUCUUGCUGCUAAGUAUGCUCGAGAACAUAAUGUUCCAUUUCUGGGCAUUUGCUUGGGGAUGCAAAUUGCUGUCAUUGAGUAUGCACGAUCUGUUCUUGGUCUGCAUGAUGCCACUAGCACAGAAUUUAAUCCUGAAACCAAGACCCCUUGUGUCAUAUUUAUGCCAGAAGGCUCAAAGACUCAUAUGGGGGCAACUAUGCGGCUUGGUUCAAGAAGAACCUACUUUGAAGUUGCUGACAGCAAAUCUGCAAAAUUGUAUGGCAAUGUAAGCUUUAUUGAUGAGCGACACAGACAUAGAUAUGAGGUUAAUCCUGACAUGGUAUCACAGCUAGAGACUGCUGGUCUGUCUUUUGUAGGCAAAGAUGAAACUGGGAGGCGCAUGGAAAUAGUUGAAUUGCCUAGCCAUCCUUUUUAUAUUGGCGUUCAGUUUCACCCUGAGUUCAAUUCUAGACCUGGAAAACCUUCUCCACUCUUCUCAGGACUAAUUGCAGCAGCAAGUGAGCCAAGGAAGAAGGUGCCAAAUGGUUACUCCAAGUUAGCUACGUAUAAUAGACACUCACCAAAACUGAAAGCACACCAAAGUGUAAAGGGCUUCAAAGCACCAAAUGGUUCAUUGAAUGGUGUAUAUACCAAUGGCAAUAGUGUGUAUGUGGAUGGUAGUUGUUAGUCCUGAAGUCAGUGUUUGGUGCAUGCUAAUAAUCAUGGUAUAACUAAAAUAUCCAAGGGCGUUCUUUCUUGUCCUCGGUGGCUUGUACAGUUAGUGAGUGGAUAGGUCUUUUAGUUAGGGACUUGUCUUAAGCAUGAAGCAAUUUUUGAGUCUAACAGCUUUUGUAUUUCCUAGUGCGGUUGUGCUAUGGUGUGGCAGUUGCAGCCACCAUUGCUAUCACUCAUUGGUCAGAUAUUGGCCCAGACUUCACUUAAUCAGGCCAAAUAUUUGGGCUUUGGUGGCUUUUAAGUGCUGUUUAGGAUUUUUCAUCUUAGUAUACAGGCUGAAGGUGUAAGAUUACUUUCAACUGAGUGUUUUCUUUUGAGUGCCCAUUAUUAAUGUAAACUCUAUGUUAUGAUAAACAUUGAAGUUGAAUUUUGUUUGGUGUAA